AUGCAAAAGAAAGAUGGGAUUCAGUUUCAUCGCGGGUUACCGGACCCCCGUCAUUUGACCCAAUGGUUUGGCCGGACGCGCGGCGGGGUGCUGGUGUUGGACGAUUUGAUGGAAGAAGGGGGACAGGACAAACGCGUGUUGGAUUUGUUCACCAAAGAUUCCCAUCAUCGCAACAUCACCGUCUUGUAUUUGACGCAAGAUUUAUUCCCGCCUGGCAAAUUUUCCAAGACCAUUAAUCGCAACGCGCAUUACAUUGUGGCCUUCAAGAAUCCCCGGGAUCAAACGGGCAUACGCACCAUUUUACUGCAAGCCUUUCCCGACCGAUGGCGUCAAGUCUUGCGCCUAUUUAAACGCAUCACGUCCCGUCCCUUUGGCUAUUUGAUGUUGGAUGUGCAUCCGGCGUCGGAUGAUCGGUACCGCUUGUGGAGUCAUUUAACGCGCCGAGAAGGCAAGGCGCAAGUCCAUACCUUGCCCGUGGAUGUCCCUGCCGUUCGAAAACGAGCUGCAACGAGAACUCGCCAGGGUCCGUCGGCAAAGAGAAGGCGGACAACAACGUGACUUAUCGGUCCGCAUGGACACCUCGACCUUCUCGCCCGCCGGGGUGGGUUCGCCCACCGCCCCUCCCCCAGAUCUCAAUACCAUGACGGACAUGGUCGCGGAAUUGACCCAACCCGUGAAUCGAGCCCAAUUGGAUCAAGAGAUUGAGGAUUUUAACUUGACCUACCCGGUCAAUGUGGACGAUGCCUUGGAGGCGUUCACCUUACCCCCCGUGGCAGGCACAGGCACCACCACCACGGCACCGCCACCACCACCCACUAUCACCACCGCUCCCACCACGACAGCCACCCAAACCCGUCCCACCACGUCCACCCGCACACGCCCUACGGCCACCACCACCACCAGCUCCAGACGACCCAGACCACGCCCUGUCACCACCGCCACGACCACCACGGCUCCCUCCCGCCCCUCCACCGCCCGACGCAGUGCUGGAGCCGGCACCAGGACCACCACCUCCACGGUGACGACCCCGACGGGUCGUCCCACCGUGGCUGCCAAACAACCGCGACGACGUCCCCGCGUGCCCUCUCCACCGUCCCCCGAUUCCUCCCCUCCGUCGGAGGAUGAGGAUGAAGAUGAUGACGACGAGGAUCGACGGCGAGGCUUAAGGCGACGGUUGGAUUUGCUGAACGAAGAUGCGCAAGAACGGGCUCGAGGGAGACGCAUUCGCAAUAUCACGCAUACCAAUACCGUCACCACCGUGUAUGAAGAGGGAGGCCGACCUUCGGUACGUCGCACGUCCACGCGAACCUCCAGUCCAAGUCCGCCCCCUGCACCGCCCCGCCGAGGUCGUGGCCGUGGCCGUGGCCGAGCCCGUGGACGGGGUCGACGCCCGUGAACAAAAAGAUAUAAAAACAGGGGUCCUUCCUUCGACCGUCCCAAAACCAUGUGUGGCCGAUGUCGAAGUGGGAUGGCCCCUCGACGCAAACGCAAACGCACCACGACCCGACGUCGACCCCCCGCCAAACGACGAAGAGGUCAAGUGGGGGGUGUCGGGCCCGGUCUGCCUCUCGGGAUUCUCAAAGCCGGGUAUGGGAUCACCAAAGCCAUUGGGGAUCAUCAAACCAAGCGUGCCAUUGCCAUUGGCGAAAAACGCCGACGAGAAGUGGCAUCCGGCAAACGGAAACGCUAUGCGGGGGAAUCGUUUAAUUGUUCCAUCAUGUGAAAAAAAUAGUAUAAAAGACAAGAGGCGUGUCUUUCGUUGGACAGACAAGGGAUUAUCAUGCAUUGUUGUCCACGACGACGAACACGACGCCGACAGCAACGAGGGGGUAUUCUCCCGCUCCUCCUCCCUAUUGCCGUCGGUGCAGCCAUCGCCUUGAAAAAAAAGAAAAAGAAAAAAGUGGGCAAGAUCAGUGCCAAGCAACAGGCAUUCAUUCAACGACGGGUUCAGCGGAUGUUAGGUCGAACGGGGUGGGGCGGGUUUAAAACACUGAGAAAGCUAUAAAAGACACGCUGGGUAGGGACCCAGACAUUAUUGGAGGAUGGUCCGUGGACCCAAUGGACGCCGACACCGUUAUGUCCCCCGAAAACGACGCCGUCGACGUGGUCUGCAACGCGGAGGUAGGCUACCGUUGUUGGCAAUGGCUCUCUCGCCUUUGUGGCUCCGAAAAUACAACCCCAGGGUCCGUGUUCGUCGACCGGACUAGACCCCCCCGUAAGGCCAUCACGUUGACGUUAGAGUGGACGGAGGAGAUCGAGGCCGCGUUGUGUCAGCGAUGUCGACGUCAUAUGCAACGGCAUUAUCAUGGGGCACUGUGUCGUUCAUGUGGGGCCCAAUUUACCAUAAAUAGAGCGGGGUCGUGGCAAUUCCUCAACCUUCAGCAUGGCGUGGCGCAUGGAACGUCAAGCCCCGUUCUUGAAAAGUGUCUUACAAGAAGCCAAUCAACAUAAACGACAAGAAUUGUUGCGGAUGGCGAAUGCGGAUCAGAUCAAUGCCAUCAGUGAAUUGGUGAUGAACACGCUCCGUGGCACCGUGCCCCGCUCUCGACAUACCAUCACGUUGCUCAAACCCCACGCCCAGAGUUUACGCGCCAUGGCCAAACCCGCGCAUUCGGUGAAACGACGGCGCGCCAUCAUGAUGGCUCAAACCGGCGGCGCCCUCUGGCCUGAACUCUACCGAUGUUAUAAACGUUGCAUGCGCUAGACAAGACACCUCAGUUGCACUAUGGAACCCGAGAUGGUGAGCACCACGGUGGACAACGCCCCUGCUUUUUUACAAUUAAAAGAGAAGUACAAACAAGAAUUGGUGGAAGAUACUCGCUUGAGUAAAGCCGCGGAUUUGGCGGCCAGACAACAUGUCCUCCUGACCAGCGAGGUCCCCGAUGCCUGGAAACGGCCGCAACUCAAAGCCGUUAGCCGUCAGUUACGCCAUUGGACCAAAAAAGUGCGUCAACCCUUUGGAGCGCCAGCGGGGGGUGUGCGCGCCGCAGGGGCCACCACGCCCGGAGAGGAUGAUGAUUUUGAGGCGGGGCCUAUGCAAGCGUGGUUCACGCAGUUGGUCAAAGCCACCCAGGGUAUAAAACAAGGCUCCACGCCGAGUGGACCCAGAAAACCACCUGUCCCGCCUAAACCGAACAUCACCCCGAGUGCCAAAAAGAAACUCAAGUUUACGCCCCAGGUGAGCAGUGCCGAGUUGGCACACGAGCUGCCCUUUUCAGAGGAGCCUGGCACAGAACCCUGGGAUACCCCCAGUGAACGUGUGGACUCUAUCAAGAAAGCGGUCAAGCGCGGGAUUCGCAAAAAAGCCGCCGGGGUCGCCAAAAAGAAAGCCACCAGUCUGGCCAAGAAAGCCUUGGAUUGGAAAUCGUGGAAAACCCCGUGA
Messenger RNA from Porites evermanni, 3382 nucleotides. The record is from the annotation of a GenBank genome assembly. NCBI's taxonomy places the organism in Eukaryota, Metazoa, Cnidaria, Anthozoa, Scleractinia, Poritidae.